Molecule: messenger RNA, 3447 nt
Organism: Hippocampus zosterae (dwarf seahorse)
Lineage: Eukaryota; Metazoa; Chordata; Actinopteri; Syngnathiformes; Syngnathidae
Product: radixin
Exons: 15
Coding region: 349-2094 (581 amino acids)
Biological process (GO): positive regulation of protein localization to early endosome; regulation of cell shape; positive regulation of early endosome to late endosome transport
Cellular component (GO): cytoskeleton; apical part of cell; plasma membrane
Molecular function (GO): actin binding; cell adhesion molecule binding
Source: RefSeq, a predicted model, not a curated record
UGUCAUUUAUUUAUUUAUUUUCCAAAGCUCCUACCGGAAGCUGUCGAUGUGUAUUCCGGUAGGCUGGAGACUCUCAAAUCGCCUUAUGGUUGUUUAGACAUCAACAGUUUUCUAUGUCUGCGGGAAUUUGCUUGUGUAAACCCAACAGCCACACACGAGGAACGAAGCAUCCCGGAUUCUUUUCACCGAUCGCAGUUUUCUUCGCAAAAAGACGCCAAGCCUUUCUCUCAUUUCACAGACAUACGACUCUUCUCCCACUCCCCCCGGUCCUGUGAUAGAGGUGUUGUCAUCCUCUGACAACGAACAGUACCUUCUCAUUUUGUUGUUUAAAGAAGAGAGGAAGCAAAAAUGCCGAAACCGAUAAACGUUCGUGUGACCACCAUGGAUGCAGAGCUGGAGUUUGCCAUUCAGCCAAACACGACUGGAAAACAGCUUUUUGAUCAGGUGGUGAAAACGGUGGGGCUACGGGAGGUCUGGUUUUUUGGCCUCCAGUACGUGGACAGUAAGGGCUACAUCACUUGGCUCAAACUAAAUAAAAAGGUGACUCAACAAGAUGUAAAGAAAGAGAAUCCCCUGCAGUUUAAGUUCCGAGCAAAGUUCUUUCCUGAAGACGUUUCCGAGGAGCUCAUCCAGGAGAUCACUCAAAGGCUCUUCUUCCUUCAGGUGAAGGAAGCCAUCGUGAACGAUGAGAACUAUUGUCCCCCGGAAACAGCAGUGUUACUGGCCUCAUACGCUGUCCAGGCCAAAUAUGGAGACUACAGCAAGGAUGUCCACAAGCCUGGAUACCUCACCCACGACCGACUGCUGCCUCAGAGAGUGCUGGAGCAGCACAAGCUAACCAAGGAGCAGUGGGAGGACAGGAUCCAAACUUGGCAUGAGGAACACACAGGAAUUCUCAGAGAGGACUCUAUGAUGGAGUACUUAAAAAUAGCCCAGGACCUGGAGAUGUAUGGAGUCAACUACUUUGAAAUCAAAAACAAGAAGGGCACGCAGCUCUGGCUGGGCGUGGAUGCGCUCGGCCUUAACAUUUAUGAGCACGAAGACAAGUUAACGCCAAAGAUUGGCUUCCCCUGGAGCGAGAUUCGAAACAUCUCCUUUAACGACAAGAAGUUUGUCAUCAAACCCAUUGACAAGAAAGCACCUGACUUUGUGUUUUACGCACCCCGACUGCGCAUCAACAAGCGCAUCUUGGCGCUGUGUAUGGGUAACCAUGAGUUGUACAUGAGGAGGAGGAAGCCAGACACCAUCGAGGUGCAGCAGAUGAAGGCUCAGGCUCGGGAGGAGAAGCAUCACAAGCAGAUGGAGAGGGCCCAGCUGGAGAGCGAGAAGAAGAAGCGAGAGGCUGCGGAGAAGGAGAAGGAAAAGAUCGAGCGCGAGAAAGAUGAACUCAUGGAGAAGUUGAGACAGAUUGAAGAGCAGACCACAAGAGCCCAAAAAGAGCUCGAGGAGCAGACGCGCCGGGCCAUGGCGCUGGAGCAAGAGCGAAGAAAGGCGCGAGAGGAAGCUGAGAGGUUAGACAAGGAGCGACAAGCAGCGGAGGAGGCCAAAGGCGAGCUGGCCAAACAGGCCGCAGACCAGCAGAAGAACCAGGAGCAACUGGCUGCAGAGUUGGCCGAGUUCACAGCCAAGAUCGCGCUGCUGGAAGACGCCAAGAAGAAGAAAGAGGACGAGGCCACCGAAUGGCAACACAAGGCGCUGGCGGCCCAGGAGGACCUAGAGAAGACCAAAGAAGAACUGAAGACGGCCAUAACCACGGUGCCAACGCCCGUGAGCGGCCACGCAGAGAGCGAGCACGACGAGCAGGAUGAGAACCACGCCGAGGCCAGCGCCGAGCUGUCCAACGAGGGCGUCUGCCAGCUGGAUCUGCGCAGCGAAGAGGCUCGCGUCACCGAAGCCCAGAAGAACGAGCGGGUCAAGAAACAGCUCCAGACUUUAAGUUCCGAGUUGGCCGAAGCCAGAGACGAAACCAAGAAGACUGCCAAUGACGUCCUGCAUGCUGAAAACGUGAAGGCGGGCCGCGACAAGUACAAAACGCUGCGUCAGAUCCGUCAGGGCAACACCAAGCAGCGCAUCGAUGAAUUUGAGUCCAUGUGAAAAGAAGACCCGAUGCUCUCCAAAAUGGCCGCGUGCUUUCUCAUGGACAACUGAUUGCAGCCACCCUUCACCGUCCCCUCGAGUCCCCUUCACCAAACGUGGACCUUCAAUCUUGUCAGUCUGCCAAAGUUGUGCUCUCUGUGGGAGGCCUGCCGCGUUUGGGAAAAGACGCACACCAAAGACAAACACACGGGGUUCUUUUCAGACGCAUCCCUCGAAUGCUACACAUCUUUGAUCGCAUGUCUUCAAUUCAAUAUGCUAGUUCUGUCGUGUGCUCCGCUUAUGUUUUGAUUUAUCGCUAAGGCCUUGUUUUUAGUCCACCGUCCCACACUUCCGAGGCGAAACACCACAAGGUCGUAUCGUCAGUUCGUGUUUAAUUUAAGAUGGUUCUCUCAUAUUUUAGUUGUUUCAUUUCAAACUGGAUUUCGAGAGUAGAGCAGAUUUUCAGAUUGUGUUGGGGAGAGAGACACCCAGUAUGUCCAUUUCAGCGGCUGAUGGAUGAAUGUAGCAAAGGUGUCAAAGGGAAACUGUUACACAGCUCCAGGUUGAAAGUGUUUGCAGCGUAAGCUAGUUGGUCGUCGCAUCUCAAGUGUUUAGUGUGAAGCUCGGUCUCGGCAUGUAAAAAUGUAGAACGCGAGGCCCAGAAGGAACCGUCUCCCAACCCUGCCCAAAAAUCUGGAGGUGGACCUCCAACUCGGCUUGAGACAAGCCUCAAGAUGUGCCGUAAUAUGCAAAAUUUACAGAGAGGCGAUAUUAGUCGUUGGAGCUGGCGUAUGCUAUGUGGAUACCUGUUACAAUGGGAAAUGUUACAACAGAUCACUUUCUGGAUGAUUUCAGUCAACGUUCAACAUCCUUUGUGCAGAGUCAAAGUGCUGUGGACAUGUUUGAAAUUGACAUGAAGAUGAACUUUUUGUUUUAAUUAACAGUACGACAGUGCGGUACUGUAUUUUUUGCAAACACAUAUAGUACGUUGUUUAUGCUAUACUUGGCGGAUGGUGCAGGUUGAGUUUUCUUUUUUUUUUUUUUUUUAGUAGUUGAGGUUUUUUUAAAGAACUUGGCCUGCCCUUUGUGUUUAAAGUGUUUGCUAUAGCAGGAAAAAUAAUAAUAAUAAUAAUGGGAUGUGCUUCUGAGUUGACCUGCCAGUCAUUUCCACGGACGAGGGGGGCACUUUUCAAGUUGAGCUACUUCAUGUUUUUGGCCCGCCCACCUAAGCCAGCUUUUUUAUGAUGUUCGGGCACCAGCUGUCUGUGUGCCGUUAUUUUUGUUACUCAUCUCAGAGUCAGUAUGUUAGGAUUGUUUGAUAUAGGGUUUGAAAAACUUUGCGUCAGAUCACUAAUAAAAAUAUUUUAAUUU